AUGAAUUAAUUGGCUCUCGAUAAAGUGAAACAAUUCGAGAGUAGCUCUGGUCUUAAUUCUCCUUUGAGUAUGACUUUCAGAUUGUCAACCACUUUAAGAUAACAUGGUCGAUAAGUGAGAAGAUAAAAAUCACGAAGUUAAUUAAAGCCUUUUGUUUUACAUUAGAAAACAAUAAAGGGGCCAUUUCGAAGGAAAAGCUGUUACUGCGAUGAAUGUGGGCAAUUGGGAACAUUUUAAUAUAAAUGCAUGAACAUAAAGGGACCUAGGCCUUAUCGAAAAGCAAUUCUUACGAGAAGAGCCUCCAACUAACACAUGUAUUUAGUUUAAUUAGAAUGAUUAGACAAUCAGCUUAACCUAAAUCUGUGUAACGAAUAAAACAAGCAUUGAAAAAAAUGAAGACUUAUGAUGAAAGUAAAAUAAACGCAAUGCAGGAUAACAAUAAAAGCCCAUAGACUUUAUAAAUUAUAUAGGAAUAAAUGACAAAAUUGCAUUCUUAUUUCUCAAGACAAUAAUAAUAGCAAAUAAAAGUGUAUUAAUUAGCAUAAUAUACUCCAAACUGUUCUCCAAAACAUUCAAAAACGCCUAGAAAUUUACCUUACUUGUCGCCUUAUGUGACACUGAGGAAAAUAGAUUCACAAUUACUUAAACCAAUAAAGCCAGCUCAAUUAAUGUAAUAGAGAUCGUAACUAUUGACUUUGCAUAGAACCAAAUAUCAUCAGAAAACAUUGUCAACUGUUAGUCCACUCUGA
Paramecium octaurelia is the source of this 749-nucleotide messenger RNA. The record is from the annotation of a GenBank genome assembly. NCBI's taxonomy places the organism in Eukaryota, Ciliophora, Oligohymenophorea, Peniculida, Parameciidae.